This is a messenger RNA of Selaginella moellendorffii, 1837 nucleotides long. RefSeq lists its product as uncharacterized. Bases 25 to 1734 code for a protein of 569 amino acids. The record is from RefSeq and is a predicted model, not a curated record. NCBI's taxonomy places the organism in Eukaryota, Viridiplantae, Streptophyta, Lycopodiopsida, Selaginellales, Selaginellaceae. The transcript has a single exon.
CCUAAUGCAAUAGAGUAAUAAAAGAUGGCGGCCUUUCUGGGGUAUCCGAAGCGGAGGGUCUUUAUCCAUGCAGCGAGCGAGCAGGGGAGCGAUGCGCAAAUUCUGGCUACGAAGGUGGCGUUCGUGCCGCCGCCUGCCGAGAUCAACGACAUUUCGGGUUUGUUCAACUGGUUAGAAGCCAGGCACCAGGUGGAAGAUGUGCUUACGGUGCGCGGUUGGAUGCGGCUUGCGCAGCAAGAGGGGAGUCUGCCGUCCGAGUUCGACUUGCACGCCAGGAGAGCAAAGCAGGAAGUCGUGCCGACAGGAGUUUGUGAGUGGGGCGAUAGCUUGGCCCUCAAAAUCGCCCCGUCCAGCAUCAACAACGAGAACUAUAUGCUGCUACAAGGUAUAGAUCCUACAACAGGUCUCCGGCUGCCCAAGAUCCCGGCGUUUUCCAACUAUCGCCCUCAGCAUGCCAAGCCGCCAAUACCCUUGACGCUCGCUCAUCCAGUGUUUGCAAGGUUUAAGGAUGUUUUCCAUGGACAGGGCCAGCAACCGGAUAGGAACGAUUACAAGUUCUACCUGAAGAUAGCAAGUGCGUUUUCAAGCUGUUACACAGAUGAAGCGGACUACAAGGACGAAGCAGCUGAACUUUGGAAGCAAUACACGGGCAUCGAAUUCACCAACGAGCUUAAUACCGGGGGUGGCACUUUGGGGGCGCGGCUUUUCGCUCUGAAAGCUAUUCUGGCAGCACUGGAGGCGAAGUUGGGACCUUUCCGCAGCAAAAGUGAUCCGGGAGCACAAGCUCCGCAGUACGUGCGCCUGUGGAAGGGUAACAGGAAACGAUUCUACAACACUUGUUACCCCGCGAUUUCCAUCGAGCAGCUCGGUACUCUUGUCCGGGUGACUGCUGUAGCAACUCUGGAUCGCUUCUGCUGCAUGCCGCUUACGCCUUUCGUCAACUUCCUGCAACUCCAAGGUGACGAUGUCCGAACAGCUGAGCAAGGCGUCCGGUUAAUCUUGGCUGUGAAGGUUGCAUUGACGGAGCUCGCUGCUUUCUACACCAACUUCGAAAGCGGCCCACCGAGGGACUUGUUCUUCAAGAGGAGCACUCCGUAUCCGCUCCAGAACUGCGCAGCUGUGCCGAGACGUUUCGGAGAUAAGCUUGUCUACCUAGUGCAGCAUCCUGAAAGGCUUGUUGUCGUCAAGUUCGUGCAGCGUCCUUAUGGGGAAGACGUUCACAGGGCUUGGGCUGCAAGAGGUUAUGCCCCUGAGCUCUACGGGGUCUCUCUGCUUCAAGGAGGCUGGUGGCAGGUCAAGAUGCAAUAUCUGGGAGAGGGUGACGGGUGGAAAGUCUUACAGGCGUGCCCGGAUGCGGAUGUGCUGAGGCCCAAGGUGCUUGAGGCUCUUGCUGCUGCGCAGCAGAUUCCCGUGACUUCUUCUUCAGCUUCAGGUGAAGUUGGCGUUGGCGGUGGCGUACAUGGUGACAUGAGGGACGUCAAUGUCAUGGUGCGCCGCUCGGCAGAUGGUACACUGGACGUGAAGUUCAUAGACUUCGACUGGGCUCGGGCCGAGGGAUCGACGUCGGCUUACUACCCGCCGUUUAUGAAUCACCUGCAGGUUAACUGGCAAGGUGGGGAGGAUGGCAAGCCGAUGAAGCAGGAGCAUGAUACUGCUCUGCUGUCGCUGAAGCAAGCGGCCCAGUCGCUCGACGCUAUGGCAAGUCCACCAUCGAGUUCGUGGGGACCUUUCUAGCCUCUCGUAUGCCUUUCAGAGAAUUCUGGUGAAGGAGUUUACUCCACUUGCUACUGCUCCGUUAGACUUUGGAAUCCGCAAUAUCCAGGACAGCCUUUACGCC